Solea solea (common sole) is the source of this 3306-nucleotide messenger RNA. RefSeq names its product unc-119 homolog 1 (gene unc119b). Gene Ontology annotation, molecular function: lipid binding. Gene Ontology annotation, biological process: nervous system development; cilium assembly; lipoprotein transport. The coding region runs from base 126 to 893 and encodes 255 amino acids. Lineage: Eukaryota; Metazoa; Chordata; Actinopteri; Pleuronectiformes; Soleidae. The transcript is spliced from 6 exons. Gene Ontology annotation, cellular component: cilium. The record is from RefSeq and is a predicted model, not a curated record.
UGUUUCCGUCGCCCGUACACGUUUUACGCCAUCUUGAAGUUACACUCGCAGUUUGAUCAAGUCGCCCCCAAAUUGAAAAAAAAGCACAAUAACUCUUUUGAGUAUCUCUGCGGCGGGAGUCCGGUAUGAGCGGCUCUCGAACCAAAGCGACACCAACACUUAUCGCGGGACAGACGGACAGGGACAGCGGCGCGGAGACGAACCACCGGGAGAGAAGGAGCGGUGGAGGAAUGCUGAAAAAGCUCAAGUCGAGGCGCAGUCAAACGGAUAAGUGGCCUGUGGUCACGGAGGAUGAGCUGCGGGCUCUGGGCACAGAUAUCUCCCCGGACCAUGUCUUGGGUCUUCGGGCCGUCACAGAGGACUAUCUUUGCAAACCCGAAGACAACAUCUACAACAUAGACUUCACACGUUUCAAAAUCAGAGACCUGGAGACGGGGACAGUUCUGUUUGAGAUCGCCAAGCCUCCCAAUAGUGGUCCGAUGGAGAGCGAAGAGGAGAUUGGCGAUGUAGACACCAGUGCGGGGCGUUUUGUCCGAUAUCAGUUUACACCAGCCUUCCUAAAACUGCGCACUGUCGGUGCUACUGUGGAGUUCACAGUGGGUGACCGGCCAAUAAACAGCUUCCGUAUGAUUGAGAGGCAUUACUUCCAGGGUCGCCUCCUCAAGAACUUUGACUUUGACUUCGGCUUUUGCAUUCCCAACAGCCGCAACACAUGCGAACACAUUUAUGAGUUUCCACAGCUUCCAGAUGACCUCAUUCGCCAAAUGGUGGAGCACCCUUAUGAGACCAGGUCAGACAGUUUCUACUUUGUGGACAACAAACUCAUCAUGCACAACAAGGCUGACUAUGCCUAUAACGGAGAAGUAUUCUCUCCUUUGUGGACAUUCCUAUGAACAUGACAUCCUACUUCAUAAUCGACCCACCACAUUUGCCUUGUUACAAAAUCCUGGAUUCAUCCAUCAGUACCUCACAGAGCUCACUUUCUUGGACUCUGAGGAAUGUUCCCUUCAAUGUUUCGCCGUUAAAUCUGACUGAAGUCCUUUUAGGUCUCUCGUACAUGUAUCACGUUACCGCUUGAACACUUCUUGCCUUAGGUUUCUUGCUGUCUCUGCUGGAUAGGGACACGUUUGAGUGACAGGUCUCUCCUGGCAUAGCCUGUGUUAGUUACUUCAUUCACUUAAUUAUGUAGAUGUUUUCAGUAGAGGUUUAUUUACACUUUUCCCAUAUGGAAGAGUGAGAAUUACUGAGAUGUUUUUUACAGUAUUGUUAGUCAUAGUUGAUCAUGUAGCACUAUUUGAACUUCCUUAACUGUCUACUAUCAGUUGUGAGUCAUCGGUUUUGUUUGUGUCAGGUGUAUAAUAAGCUCAGUGCUCAUUUUAUAUGACGUAUUGUUUGGCUGAUCAGUCUCCUCUCGAGUAGUCAAGUCAUCCUUACUCUACUUAUCCUUGUUGUUGUUUUUUUUAUGACAAACCUUUACCUCAAGUUCUGUCAAAUACUCAAAUAGGAAGAAAUUGCAGUGGAAUCAAAGUUACCGGACUUGACUUUCUGCCUGUUCUACCCGAUCACAAGGUUAUUUAACCCCUCGAGCUCUGUUUUCCUGCUUUAUUCGGGCACAGCGGCGGCGUGAAUCCCACUCCAGAGACGCUCGCGUUAAACACAGGUGUGAUGUGAACCUAUUAAUGUGGUCACUUCUUCUGCUCCGCUCUGCUCUCAGGUUCUGCCAGCGAAAUGCACACUGAGGGAUUUAGCCUGGUGGUUGAUUUACUUUUAAUGAGGUGCGAGGGUAGAUGCCGAAGCUGACCUGCUUUAUUUUUCUCUUCAUUGAAGCUCUGUUAUAGCAGUGGAUUGUUAUUAAAUAGGAUAAAUUGACCUCAAAUCAUGUAAUAUGUAACAUUUAAAAAAACGGUCCCCGCUCGCAAUAUCACUUUCCAGAAAUGAUUCCAAAACCUUGUGAUGGCUCAGAAUUUCUUCAUGCAAAGCUACCAAAACAACCUGCUAAACAUUGUUGGACCACACUUUCAUGUGCCUUUUAUAUCCAGGGGUUCGUUGUUGGUUUGUAGCGCAUGCUCCAGCUACACGGCACAUUUCCAAAAGAUGGAUUGAUAAGAAUUCAGCUUCUCUGCACAAAACAGUAGACACGACCGACAGCAAAAGGUUGCAUUGGCUGCCUUCACGAACAGUGCAUUGACAUCGUAAUUAUCAGCUUUAUCGUAAUUAAAAUGGCUAACCGCAAAUCAUAUUCUCAAUGGAAACCCACUGCUCUUUUUAAGUAGAUUUUCAGGGAUUUGGGGGAUUUUUCUUCCUUCCAGAAUUGGUAUCACACACAGUUUAACUGCACAGUAAAGAAAACCGGUCAUCUGAUAACGUGCUGUAUGUAGGACGAUAAACAAAGGCUGAAUUCAUGUAUAUUUACACUAAGCUGGCUUUACUGGUACCUCAUUAAAAUGUAGCAAAUGUCUUAAUUUUGUUAAUUUUUUUUUUGUUUAACUCACAGAAUUUUGGAACAAUGUUGCAGAAACUGAAAAUGACCCAUUAUACAAAUUUUCCUUCAAUGUGACAUUAUUUUCUACAGAAGCGUUUUGCAUUCACCUAAAAUAAAUUCAUUAAAUAAUUAAGUUUUAAAAGGCUUUGUUUUUAUGAGAUUUUUUUUCGCGGUCUGUUAUUACGAGUUUUACUCUGCUUUGUUUGUUGGAGACGUUGGGAGAUUCACCUGUCUUUAUAAUAUUAUUGAUGGAAUUGUUAUUAGUUUGUAGACUUUGUGCAGGCACCUCAGGUAUUUGGGGUUGUUGAGACAGAAUCUGCUGGAGAUUGCAGUGUUUGCAAUGGGCAGGCAGGCCGACUGGGCAGGAGGGCAAGUGGGCUACAUGAUUCUCCUGGAGCUGCUCGUCUACUGAAAGCGGACUUGCAACCAGCUUCUGUUGGAUGCUUUGAGGAACCCAAAAUAAAAAUCUCGUAAAAACAGACCCGAAAAAAAAUCUCUGAAAAACAGAUCCCAGAAAAAAAAUCGGAAAAAAAUCGGAAAAAAAUAGACUUGAAAAAAAAUCUCAUAGAAAAACAAACCCAAAAAAAUCCCGUAAAAACAGAGCCUUUUAAAAAAAUAGGUGAAUGCAAUACGCUUCCGUAAUUUAAUUCCUGUAUUAAAAAAAAAAAAAAAAAAUCUGACCUCUGCUCUUUGAUGGUGAAAUAAAAAUGUUUUUCUUUUUAAUGGAAUGAUGACAUUUUUGCACAAGCUCUUGUUUUCAUGAUCUUUGACUUCCUCUGUAAUGACAAUAAGGAUAAUAAUAAUAAACCUACACUUGGGCUAAU